CGCACUCAACAACGCCUAAGACGUCACUUCAGCUCCUGUGAUGGCCGAUCCAACCGUCCCGCCACCUAGCGGCGCCUGCUUCUUCUUCACACUGCCUGCCGAACUACGGAAUCUGAUAUACGAAUACGCUCUAACCGAACGCAAUGGGCUCUUCUCGAAUUGCCAUAAUCCGGCUGUCCUCACGUCCUCACCAGAUGGAACGACGAGCGCCAAUCAGCUGAAGAGUGUCUGUCAACAACUACAUGCUGAGACGAGAGGCUUGGAUCUCCGGUGCAACGUCGUCAACUUCUCGGCUCGUUGCUCCGAGUUUCAUUCGGUGGUUCAACAGCUUGUACAGCUAUUAGAUACACACGGCUCUUCUCAGCAUGCAGCCCAAAUCUGGACUACGCUCAGCGUAUCAGACACGCCUGAGAUCGAUCAUCCCUCAUUAGCAAUAUGGUCGAACGUGCACACCUUGCUCGACUGCUGUCGGCCCCAUCCGAACGCCCACAUUGAGUUACGCAUCCCUGCGCUGGACAUCUUCAGCCAGGGCGGCCUUGCGUUUCUGUACGGGUGCGCUCUAUCUGACGUCAUCCGGGGCACAGAGCACUGCAAGAAGCUUUUGGGUGGUAUCGAUGCACAUACCGAAAGAAUUGCGGCAGCGAGACGCGGCAAGGAUCUCGGCGCCCUCAACUUACAGAAUCUCAAGAUCUUUCCCCCCCAGAACGCCUCCGACAUUCGAGAGCAACUUAUUAAGCUGGGGUGGUGGACCAAUCCUAGUGGUUUGAUAAGGAGGAACGGCCAGGUGGAUUUGUGGCUCCAGGUCAUACAAGGGUGGUAUGCGAAUGGUAUAUGAGAGGUUCGAAGUCACUAAGGACGAUUUGAUGGUUACUGGGGGCUGAAAGACCUCUGACGGCCUUCAGGCUGCGUGAAAUCAGACCGGCGGAAUCACUGAACGGCUCGUCUUCUUUGUACAACUCACGCCAUGGUCUUUUUCCGCCCGUCCCUCUCCACAGCAG
This is a messenger RNA of Trematosphaeria pertusa, 998 nucleotides long. RefSeq lists its product as uncharacterized. The coding region runs from base 41 to 835 and encodes 264 amino acids. NCBI's taxonomy places the organism in Eukaryota, Fungi, Ascomycota, Dothideomycetes, Pleosporales, Trematosphaeriaceae. The transcript has 2 exons. The record is from RefSeq and is a predicted model, not a curated record.